Messenger RNA from Dalotia coriaria, 911 nucleotides. RefSeq lists its product as uncharacterized. The record is from RefSeq and is a predicted model, not a curated record. Bases 157 to 807 code for a protein of 216 amino acids. The transcript is spliced from 3 exons. Lineage: Eukaryota; Metazoa; Arthropoda; Insecta; Coleoptera; Staphylinidae.
UAUAAAUUAUUUGUAAUUUGUAGGAUAAUUAUUGAGAUAUUUAGUUUAAUUUUGUUAAAAACGACCGCUAGGGUGCGCAUAAACUGUUUAACAACAGAAAAAUGUAAAAUAACGUCAAAUUUACAAAAUUUAUAAACUCCACCAAAUAAAUUCAAUAUGGCUCCACCUUUUGUUUUGGAACCUUACAUACCGCCAUUUAAAAAACGCAUAGGUCAUACAAUUCACACGAAAAACUCUUACGAUACAAGAGUAAAAAUGGAGAAUUGGCAAUACAAAGUCGAACCAGAAGCAACCAAACGAAAAGAAUGCAUACGCGAUGAUUACAUAACAUCUUAUAAAACAAUGACGGAUCAAUUAUGUGAAAAGAAUACCUAUGACGAUAAUAUACAACACAAGCCCAUUUUCAAUUAUUUUGGCUACAAAGACGAAAAAAUAACCGCUGAAAACUUCCAUUCACGUCGAGAUUUCCCAACAAUCAUGAAAAACGACCACAAUAUGAUCCCGCAGUUUAUCACAACCAUGCAAUCAAGUUAUUCAUCGCCAUUGGGAAUGGUUAUGCAGAGAUUGAGAUCACCUGAAGAAAGAUUCAUGUUGUACAGACGCAUGAAAAGCAUAGAAAACUCCAGAAUCAACACAAAGUUCCGUGAUGAUCGCAUUGACGAAGUGAAUAAAAUCCUGCGCUGCGCUAAACAAGGAAAAAUCGGAAUAUCAUACAAUCCGAUGACUGGAAUGAACACAGAUGGUUCCAUUCCGAAAACAAUGACUUUCAUGGAGAAUAAUCACGCAAUGCGACAGAAACAAAACUAAUAUCUAUGAGAAUGACCCAACAAUUGUCUAGAAAUACAAAUGUUUCGUAUAAUUAAAGUCAUCAGAAUUAAAGCCAUAAAUACAAUUAUAAUAAACGAUAGAAA